GUGACGCAGUCGGCAGGGUGGGGAACCUCGCCCACUUUGGAGGUGAAGGUCCGGGAUCGCAAAGCCGAGGCGGCCGGCGUUCGUUCUCUCUGCUGCUCCCACCCACCCGCCCGCCCGCUUUUGAUAGUUUCCUUGGGUCGCUUCCCCACCCACAGGUGACAGGGCGAAACUUCUCGUCUUCUUCCCUCUGUCCUGCUCUGGCAAAGUCGGCGGCGGGAAUGAGCCGACAGGAAGGCGAGGUGGUCCUGAAGAACAAGCCCGAUAACACCGCGUUCAAACAGCAGAGACUGCCGGCCUGGCAGCCCUUCCUGUCGGCGGGGUACGUCCUCCCCACCUUCUUCAUACUGGGGGUGAUAUUCAUUGGGAUCGGGCUCGGCCUGUACUUCACCUCCAACAGCAUUACCGAGAUCGAGCUUGACUACACUGGCAACCAACCGGACAGUCCGUGCUCCCCUUGCACCAACACCACAGUCAAGAACUGCAAUUGCACCGUGGCAUUCAAGGUGGACUCCGUGUUGGUGGGCCCUGUUUACAUGUACUAUGAACUAUCGAACUUCUAUCAAAAUCAGCGGAAAUAUGGAGUCUCCAGGGAUGACGAUCAGCUGAACGGGGACUUGACGUAUUUCAAGAAACCCUCGGAAUACUGCUUCCCAUUUCAACAGGAUGGUAAAGGCCAGCCCAUUGCUCCCUGUGGUGCGAUCGCAAACAGCAUGUUUAAUGAUUCCUUUACUGUGUAUAAGCUGAAUAACACUGGGUCUUACACCAAGGUCCCUUUAAAUGCCAAAGGAAUUUCCUGGUGGACGGACUACAAUGUCAAGUUCCAUAACCCCAAGGUGAAUAAUGGCUCUGAUCUACAGAAGGCAUUUGAAGGCACUGUGAAGCCUAUCAACUGGCCCCGACCUGCCUACGAGUUGGACACAAACCCAGAAAACAAUGGCUUCAUCAACGAAGACUUCCUCGUCUGGAUGAGGACGGCAGCCUUGCCGACGUUCCGCAAGCUCUAUCGCCGCAUCGACGGAGGACUGGAGCCAGGAAACUAUUCUGUGGAGAUAAGUUACAAUUAUCCGGUGAUCAGCUUCAAUGGACAGAAACGCAUAACGUUCAGCACCAUAUCGUGGAUGGGUGGAAGGAACCCAUUCCUGGGGAUUGCUUAUCUUGUCUGCGGCAGUGUGUGCAUUGUUGCCUCUGUGGUCAUGUUCAUAGUCUACGUGAAGUAUCAGGGGCAGCGUGAGCUGACAGAGGACUAGUAAUACGACAUAUCCUUCUGUUGUUGCGGGGUGAUGUGUUUCGGAGGGUGCUGACUAUAAUUUAACUCUUAAGUUUACUGAUCAAGUUUGACGGGAGCGGAUUCUUCCAUUCUGUGAUAUAUUUAAUACAUUUUAAAGUAAGUAAUUAUGUUUAAACACAGAUCAUAUAAUUUAUACAUUCAUUUCAGAUCUGUUUUCUUUUUGGGAUAUUAGAUGAUUUGGCAGUAAAAGUUUAUUGUGAAGAAUUAUUCCACUUUCUUUGGUUCUUGUACUAUUUGAUCAGCUGUUGAAGUAAAUUCAUAUUGAUAUUUUCCCCCUAGUCUUUAUUGUCAGUACAUUCAUCGGGGUUUCCAUGACAAUUUCUUAAAUACCAAUGGCACUUAUUUCCAGCAUCUGCAGUAACCUGUGUCCCCAAUUAUCAAAACCUUGCAGGUUAUGGAAUUAUGGAGUUGGCACUUUCAGCACAGAGUUCUAAAUUUUUUUUGAAGCAUUUUGUAAUUUAAUUCCUGAAAGGCCUUUUUGUUUCAAUCAAAAAAAAAACUAAAAAUCAGUCCUGGGAGAUUAGCUUUAUUCGUCAUGUUCAAAGUACGUUUAUUAUCAAAGUAUCUAUUGUUAUGAAUGUACCACAGCUCUGAGGGGCCGAAGGGUGCGGGGUAGCCCCCUCCUUUGUGAGAAUCGCAAGAUCACUAUUGAGUCCGUUCAGGAGACCCAGGAAAUGAGAGAAGACAUGCAGAAUUUCCAAAGAGUGGAAUGUGUCCUGGCCUCCGAGAGGCGGACCCCUUUGAUACCGGCUAUUGUCUCUUGGAGACGGACUGGUAUAUUACAUCCUGCGCGAUGCAUCGAAGCCCCAGGCGAUGAACCAAGGGGGAGGUUGGUGGAGAGAUUGCAUCUUCUCAACCUGAUUGACAUCUGAGACCCUGUGAGUCAGGAUAAAAAGAGGGUCUGUGGGAACAGCCCCUCAGACGCACCAGAAGAAACGCUAGCGACCCCGUAAUAGCAAAAGCCAGUGGGAAGGCCACGUGUGUCCGGUUCCAUUUGCCCCGGAAUCAGUGUGCCUUGACCACGGAAGAACGGUUUUUAGCUAACAACGGGGAAAUCAACUCCCAACGACCCUCGAAGGAUUGACAUCAUAAAAGGAAUGGGCAAGUUUUAACCCGCCUUUCUCUCAAACCAAAACGCUGCAGCUUGAACGAACUAAAAGUGACUUUUAUAUUUCCAUCAGACAAUACAUUAUCCCCUAGACAACGACAGAGCUAUUUCUUAUUAUUAUUAUACCCACGCUUUUAGAUUUAGUAUUGACGACGUAUAUUAUCUGUAUGUUUGCAUUGAUAUUAUUUUGUGUAUUUUUAUCAAUAAAUACUGUUAAAAUAGUA
This is a messenger RNA of Hypanus sabinus (Atlantic stingray), 2620 nucleotides long. RefSeq names its product transmembrane protein 30B (gene tmem30b). Gene Ontology annotation, cellular component: plasma membrane; Golgi apparatus; endoplasmic reticulum. The coding region runs from base 219 to 1247 and encodes 342 amino acids. Gene Ontology annotation, biological process: phospholipid translocation. NCBI's taxonomy places the organism in Eukaryota, Metazoa, Chordata, Chondrichthyes, Myliobatiformes, Dasyatidae. The transcript has 7 exons. The record is from RefSeq and is a predicted model, not a curated record.